ACUCGUGUUUCUCCGGAAGAAUGGCGGCAGCGGGCUCGUCGUCGUUCGUGUUUUGUUGGGUUUUUGUCCACGGAGCAGCAGCGGGAGAGUUAAUAAAGCUGGAAGAUAGAAAGAGCAGCAGUUGGUGAACUGUGGAAAGAAGAGAAACGGCUUGAAGCUCAGCUGGAACUGCUCAGGAAGUGUUAAAGGAAAGUUUGGAGAGAGAAAAGCUAGCAGAGAUGUGGAGACAGCAGGUCAAGCAGCGACUGGAUGCAGCAGAGGAGCAGAGACACCACAUCCUGGAUGCUGCUUUCAGCCCCCAACAUCUGCUGCACACAUCAGUGUUUCCUGAAGAUGCUCAGCAGACGCUGCUGCUCAAAGAAGAAGCUGCUGAGGAACAGAGUUCUGAUGCGGACCAAGAGGACCCACAGCCGGUCCACAUAAAGGAGGAAGAGGAGGAACUGUGGAUCGGUCCGGAGGCAGCGGACCUGGAUGUGAAUGACGACGCUGAUGCCAGCAGAUUUCCAGUCAUUAAAGUUAUCGUUAAGAGCGAGGAUGAGGAUGAUGAACCUGGAGACGUUCCAAACAGCAGCUCAGCUGAGCAGAUGAAGGCAGAGACUGAUGAAGAGGAGGGUGGAGGAGCAGAAUCCAGCAGGCACCCAGAUGUGAACCCUCGCCGUGGCUCCUCCAAGUCUUCAGACACUGAGAACAGCGAAGUGGAGGAUGAAGGUGAGAAGCUUCCUGACUCUGAGCUGAAGCUGCCGUCAGACCAGGGGUCUGAAACCGGCGAGCUGAGGACCGGCUGGAAGCAGAGCGCUGCUCCCGGGUCGGGUGGAAACCCCGUCAGCCUGAAGUGCUUCAUCUGUGAUGACUGCGGUAAAACCUUCAAAAAGAGACAUUAUCUAAACGAACACAUCAGAAGCCACACGGGGGAGAGGCCGUUCGCUUGUGACGUCUGUGGACAGAGGUUCAGCCUGAAGAAAUGUCUGAACGUCCACGUGAGGAACCACUCUGGGGAGAAACCGUUCUGCUGCGACGUUUGUGGCCAGAGGUUCAGCCUGAAGAGAACGUUGAAUGACCACCAGAGGAUCCACACCGGGGAGAAACCGUUUAGUUGUGAUGUUUGUGGCCAGAGCUUCAGCCUGAAGAAAACGUUAAACGAUCACCUGAGAAUCCACACGGGACAGAAACCCUUCAGCUGUGACGUUUGUGGGCAAACGUUCAGCCUUAAGACCACCUUAAACAGACACAUCCAGAUCCACACGGGACAGAAAGCCUUCCGCUGCGACCUGUGUGGACAACGGUUCAGACAAAAGUCCACGUUAAACCGUCACCUGACCAUCCACACGGGGCAGGAGACAUACCCCUGUGAGGUUUGUGAGCAAAAGUUUGAGCGAAAGACACAUCUGAACAUCCACAUGCGAGUCCACGCUGGUCAGCAGCCGUUCUGCUGCGACGUGUGCGGACAAAGGUUCGACCGCAAGUCCAAUCUGAAGAUACACCUGAGGAUCCACACAGGACAGAAGCCGUACUGUUGUGGUUUCUGUGGACAGAGGUUUGGCAGGAAGUCCAAUCUGAACAGACACAUGAGAAUCCACACAGGAGAGAAAUCCUUUAGUUGUGAGUUUUGUGAGCAGCGGUUCAGCCUGAAGACGAGUUUAAACGAUCACCUGAGGAUCCACACGGGGGAGAAGCCAUUUUUUUGUGACGUUUGUGGUCAAAGAUUUCGCCAAAAGUCCACGUUGAAUAUUCACAUGAAAAUCCACACCAGACAGAAAUAAUCGCUGAGUUUGAGGCCAGACGAUCGCUUCUCUGGUUACUGCUAAAAACUAAAAAGUCUAUUCGUUAUCAUCCAGCUGCAUAAUCAUAUUUAUAUUCAUUAAUUCUGGUAUAAUCUGUUGAGAACGGCUGUGAAGAACCUCCCUAGUUUCCACCGGUGAGACCCUGCAGGGUCGGGGUUUGUUACAUGACUGAGUUGGACCCUUGACUCCAUUUUACUGUAUUACUAUUACUAAUAUAUAGUAUUACUAAUUUUCACAGGAUGGAUGUGAUUCUGCAGAUUUUCUUUCAUCAUAUCUUUAUUUGCAGUUUAAAGCCCUCUGAUAUCUCAACAGUCGGGUUUUUUCUCUGCAGUAACAGGACGUUUGUCACGAAAGCUCAGAUUGUGAUGAAGUGUUUUAACUUUUUAUUUAAUCUCUUCAAAAAUAUAUAUAUUUACUCGUGAGAAUGAAUAAUUAGUGCAUGAAAUGUUUUUUUUUGCCAAAGUCUUAGUUUAACAAAAGUAAAGGAAUAUAUGUGCAACUAUUAUGUCCUGAAGGAAAAUUAUGUUCAAAAUGAUUGUCCUGGUUCUGUUUUCAGAAGAAAGUAUUAAAUAUUAAAGGCUGUAAUAAAAUUAAUGAAAUAAGUCUGUUCUGUAAGGAA
Molecule: messenger RNA, 2400 nt
Organism: Fundulus heteroclitus (mummichog)
Lineage: Eukaryota; Metazoa; Chordata; Actinopteri; Cyprinodontiformes; Fundulidae
Product: zinc finger protein OZF
Exons: 2
Coding region: 219-1760 (513 amino acids)
Biological process (GO): regulation of transcription by RNA polymerase II
Cellular component (GO): chromosome
Molecular function (GO): chromatin insulator sequence binding; DNA-binding transcription factor activity, RNA polymerase II-specific; RNA polymerase II cis-regulatory region sequence-specific DNA binding
Source: RefSeq, a predicted model, not a curated record